UCGAGCUAAGAGGGAGCUCCGCCUUGGCCAGAGACGGCUGGGAGGGGAGGGUUCAUUUUCGUGUAUGAUCGAUCAGAGUCUCCUUUGCUUUCUCUCUCUCUCCCGUCUGAUCCAAUCGAUCCCCGCUCCGGCACCGAUUAGAUUUUCCGGCAACCAAGGACAAGAGAGAGCGAGAGAGCGAGCGAGCCACAUUCUUCUCCCCUUCUUUCAGAACCCUGCCCUGCAUUCAUUGCUCAUCGUUUCCCUCCCCCAUUAUCAAUCUCGCACACGGAUCAUACAGAUACUCUUUCCUGCUUUCCACCGCUGAAUUAAAAAAAAAAAAAAAAAAAUUGCAACACUAAUCCAAGGCUUUCUAAUUCUCAUGCAUUUUGAUGAUAUUUUGAGUGAAUACUGAAAUAUGAUAUUGAAUGCAUAACCGGGUUGGUUAUACGAUGCCGUUUGAAUUGAAUUUUACGUUUUCUCUCUGAAUUGGUGAUUUGUCGGUGACUUUGGAGAAUCCUGUGUUGUUGAUCUCUGCCGUGAUUGCGAAGGAAUAUGUAUCAAACGUCCAAUGCACCUGCGCAUGAUCUAGCUAGCACCAACCGGCGAAUGAUCGACGUUAAUUCUCCAAACCUCCGACUUUAUCAAGUCUGGAAAGGAAGUAAUAAAUUCUUCUUUGGGGGCAGACUUAUAUUUGGACCGGAUUUCAAAUCAAUAUGUUUCACAUUGUGCUUAAUUUUGGUUCCAGUACUCUUGUUUUGUGUUUUUGUUGCAGAAGGACUUAUGAAUAAACUCCCCAACCGAGUAGGCUAUAUUCUUCUAGCAGUAGCAGUUCUUUUUACUUCCUAUAUUAUUAUUCUUCUGUUUCUCACUUCGGGAAGUGAUCCUGGAAUAAUUCCCCGAAAUUCCCACCCCCCGGAACCAGAUGAUGAAGCAGAUACAUCAAGUAUCUCAACUGACUGGGCAGGGAGUACUCAGAGUGGUAUGAGUUUACCCCCAACAAAAAGUGUUACAGUCAAUGGGAUAGUUGUGAGGGUCAAAUACUGUCAAACAUGCAUGCUAUACCGCCCACCACGCUGCUCUCAUUGUUCUAUAUGUAACAACUGUGUUGAACGCUUUGAUCACCAUUGCCCGUGGGUGGGACAAUGUAUUGGAAAGAGAAAUUAUCGGCACUUUUUCAUGUUUGUUUCCUCUACGACUCUCUUGUGCCUGUACAUAUUCACUUGCUGUUGUGUAAACAUUAGACUGAUAAUGAAAUCAGGAAAUUUCUCUUUCUGGAAGGCUUUUACCAAAUCACCUUGUUCAGGAAUUCUUAUGAUGUAUACAUUCAUUGUUUCUUGGUUUGUUGGAGGUCUCACUUCAUUUCACAUAUACCUGAUUCUCACAAAUCAGACAACAUAUGAGAAUUUCAGAUACCGCUAUGAGAGGAAGAUGAAUCCCUAUAACAUUGGAGUUGCCCACAAUUUGAGGGAUGUCUUUUGCUCUAAGAUUCCUGCUUCUAAGAACGACUUCCGUGCAAAGGUGAGAGCUGAUUUUGGUUCAAGCUUCAACAGUUCAACAUACCCAAGCAGCUCCUUGAGCUCAGAUAUGUCCAAAGUAAGCCACAACGUAGAUAUAGACAAAAGACAGGCUGUUGAGAAAAAUGAAUUUGAAGACAUACGAAAACAGAUUAAGAGCAUUGGUGACUUAGAGAGAUGUGAACCCCAACCUAAACGCAACAACUGGGACGAUAAACGGGAGAGAAGUCCCGAAUCACAUUUAACGAAUGUCGAUAAUCAGGUAGAACAUGGUGCAAAGGACAGGGAGAAGAUCACCAGAGCACGCUGACAGUUGAAUUCUGUCCUUCAAGGCUCCAAAAAAGUUGGACACUGGCCUUAAUCUCGAGGUGUUCUGAAGAUUUUGCUUGGGGAAAAAGUAGUGGACUAUUACUAGUGCUCCUGCCUAAGACUACAAGUAAUGCAAUGUAGUGGCCGGAACUCCCUCCAAGUGGUUUUCUGGCGUAGGGAGCUGGCUUUAAGGGCUUCUUAGGAUUUGAAGUGAUGACCAGAGAACAUAUUUUCUUUCUGGCGUGGGGACAGUGAUGUUUGUUGUAGUGUGCUAUUUGUACGCUGUUCGAUAUGCUUUUUAUAUUGUGUAUGGUUAGCAAUUCACUUAAAUCAGGAUUAGAAACGGGGAAUCAAUCUUUUGUAGUUUACUGCAUUUUCUUUCUUUCUCCUCA
This is a messenger RNA of Ipomoea nil (Japanese morning glory), 2197 nucleotides long. RefSeq names its product protein S-acyltransferase 8-like. Gene Ontology annotation, cellular component: endoplasmic reticulum; Golgi apparatus. Bases 535 to 1806 code for a protein of 423 amino acids. The record is from RefSeq and is a predicted model, not a curated record. Gene Ontology annotation, molecular function: protein-cysteine S-palmitoyltransferase activity. The transcript has 6 exons. Gene Ontology annotation, biological process: protein targeting to membrane; peptidyl-L-cysteine S-palmitoylation. Lineage: Eukaryota; Viridiplantae; Streptophyta; Magnoliopsida; Solanales; Convolvulaceae.